CACCAAUGUUCCACGUCUGUUAAUCGGUUUUUCGCUCCCGUUGAGUUUUUGUGUGGUGGUAUUAUUUCUCGAUCGAACACUUCAAGUCUACACGAUGAUCCCGACACGUCGCGCCGCCGUCCAAGCUGUCCGCCAAGCAACCAACCAAGGAAGAGUCCUUGGGCAAGCGGACGUCAGUGAACGAUGCAUGAGCACGCUCAAGACUGCGGAGGAGUUUAUGGCGCGGGAAGACAAGUAUGGCGCGCACAACUACCACCCGCUGCCCGUGGUGCUGAACCGCGGCAAAGGUGUGCAUGUGUGGGACAUCAACGGCAAGAAGUACUACGAUUUCCUGAGCGCGUACUCUGCCGUGAACCAAGGACACAGCCAUCCUCGUAUCAUCGCCGCGCUGGUAGACCAAGCGUCCAAGCUGUCGCUGACGUCCCGUGCCUUUUACAACGACGUGUUGGGCGAAUACGAAGAGUUCAUUACAAAGUUCUUUGGCUAUGAUCGCGUGCUGCCCAUGAACACGGGCGUGGAAGGCGGCGAGACGGCCAUCAAGCUCGCCCGUCGGUGGGCGUACGAGAACAAGGGCGUGGCGGAAAACCAAGCGCGCAUUGUGUUUUGCCAUGGCAACUUUUGGGGCCGCACCAUGAGCGCGAUUUCGUCGUCGGAUGACGAAAAUGCAUUUGCGAAGUUUGGGCCGUACAUGCCUGGGUUUGACAAGGUUCCGUACAACGACAUUGACGCCCUCCGUGCCAAGUUUGAAAGCGAUAAGAACAUUGCCGCGUUCAUGGUCGAACCUAUCCAGGGCGAAGCGGGGGUCGUGGUGCCCAAGGACGGAUACUUGCGCGAAGUGGCGGCUUUGUGUAAGAAGCACAACGUGCUGUUCAUUGCCGACGAAGUGCAAACGGGGUUGGCGCGGACCGGCAAGAUGCUGUGUGUCGACUACGACGGGGUCAAGCCGGAUAUAUUGAUCCUUGGCAAAGCGCUGUCGGGAGGCGUGUACCCCGUGUCGGCUGUGCUCACGUCGGACGAGAUUAUGCUCAACAUCAAGCCCGGGCAGCACGGGUCGACCUACGGCGGCAACCCGCUCGGCAGCCGUGUCGCGAUUGAAGCGUUGAAAGUGCUCAAGGAGGAAAACCUCGCCGAGAACGCGUUUACGCUGGGCGCAGCGUUCCGUGCCGAAAUGAACCGAUACAUCGCCGACACGCCAGGUGUGUGCUUGGGGGUGCGCGGCCGCGGGCUCUUGAAUGCUGUGAUCAUCAACGAACGUCCAGGCAAGCCGGACGCGUGGGACCUGUGCCUGACCCUCCGUGACAAGGGUCUCCUGGCCAAACCCACGCACGGCAACAUCAUCCGACUGGCGCCGCCGCUCUGCAUCACCAAGGAACAAAUGGACGACUGCGUGUCUAUCCUCAAGGAAGGGUUGAAGGCCAUCGAGUAAAGCAAGCCUAACUACGAUGGGCAGCACCACUACUUAGUAUGCUCGUGCAAGAAUAGAAGCCUCUUUGUGGAUUGCAGAAUGAUACUGUAGUACAGUACAUAGUCGAUCGCUACACUGUUUGCUAAAGUAUAUUAAUACCAGUACUACGUAUUAAUAAUAUUAAUACCAGUACUAGGUAUUAAUAAUAUUAAUAAUAGUACUACGUAAUAC
Molecule: messenger RNA, 1636 nt
Organism: Aphanomyces astaci
Lineage: Eukaryota; Oomycota; Saprolegniomycetes; Saprolegniales; Verrucalvaceae
Product: ornithine-oxo-acid transaminase
Exons: 9
Coding region: 95-1426 (443 amino acids)
Cellular component (GO): cytoplasm
Molecular function (GO): L-ornithine transaminase activity; identical protein binding; pyridoxal phosphate binding
Source: RefSeq, a predicted model, not a curated record